Rhipicephalus microplus (southern cattle tick) is the source of this 867-nucleotide messenger RNA. RefSeq lists its product as uncharacterized. The record is from RefSeq and is a predicted model, not a curated record. Lineage: Eukaryota; Metazoa; Arthropoda; Arachnida; Ixodida; Ixodidae.
AUGCACCUUGUCUGCUUAGGGGUCAUGCGUCGGCUUCUCCACUGGAUAUGCCAAAGCCACAGCAAUAGACUGAGCAGAGCUCAUCGUUGCCAACUAAAUGAGAGCUUGCGAGAGGCAUCCGAGGCCUUUCCAAUGCAUUUCCAGCGAAAACCAAAGGGCACAGAAGAACUGAAUCGAUGGAAGGCAACAGAGUUCCGCACAUUUCUCUUAUAUGUGGGGACUAUUGUCUUGAAGCUUGUUGUGCCUGUGUCUCAAUACAAGCAUUUUUUAAUGUUUCAUGUGGCCAUCAGAAUUUUAGCGUCACCAAAGCACUACCUUGAGUACAAUGACUUUGCGAAAGAAGUGCUCAGGUAUUGGCAAGAAUUUGUUGAGCUAUAUGGAAAAAAGCAGCUAGUGUACAAUGUACACACAGUUGUUCACCUUGCCGAUCAGUGCAGGGAGCAUGGCUCGUUAUAUCAGUUUCAUGCAUUUCCUUUUGAAAGCUACCUUGGACAAAUGAAGUUGCUGCGAUAUUCUAACAAGCCAUUUUCGCAGUUAAGCAGGAGGAUCUCUGAACUGAGGUACUUAUCCCAUAAUGAUGCUAAAAAGGCGCAGCAACAAGUGCUACCUGGAGACUGCUUCCUGUUGAAGGAUGGCCCUGUUCUUGUUGGAGAGAUUAUGGGAGACGAGUUCAAGGGAGGAAUUCUUCCUUAUGCCAGAGAUUUUUUCAAGGUUCCUCUCAAGUCUUCCGAGCUUGACAUAUUAUGCAUUGACACCUUUAGUAAUAAAACUAAGGUGUGGCCCCUUCAAGAGCUCCAAAACACAGCUCAGUGUCUGGGGCUGUGCUACAAACGAGGACACGUUGUUCUGCCACUUUUGCACACUUGA